This is a messenger RNA of Centruroides sculpturatus (bark scorpion), 775 nucleotides long. RefSeq lists its product as uncharacterized. The record is from RefSeq and is a predicted model, not a curated record. Lineage: Eukaryota; Metazoa; Arthropoda; Arachnida; Scorpiones; Buthidae. Bases 27 to 671 code for a protein of 214 amino acids. The transcript has 3 exons.
UAUUUAUCUUAUUUUCCAUAUUGCAGAUGACAUUAACUAAUGAUGAAUUUCAUGUAACUGCUCGUGGAAAUGCAAAUAAAUUAGUUGAUGAAAUAAUCAGAAAAACAUUGAAUGAUUUCGGUAAUGAAAUUGAACCAUGUGAACUACCUAGUCUCCGAUUCUCUUUCAACAGAAGAAUGUUCUUCGUAAAUUAUAGAGGAGAAGUCAAUUUUGACGAAGGAAAACUUUAUGGAUUGAGGAAUCUUCACAGAGCUGGAGACUGCACUAUGACAGUUACAGAAGAAAAAUUAGGUCUGGAGACAAACUUAUCCGUUAAUGAAUUGAAUGUAGAAUAUUCAGGAAGAAUGUCAUUUAUGGGGUUAAUGUCAACAUUUGAAUUGUCUGGAAAAAUUGGAAUUAUUUCAGCAGACUUAACAUUAGAAGCGAGAGAAGGGAAACAAGAACCUGAGCUAGAAGUCACGAAAUUUAAUAUUUAUGAAUUGAAUGGAGUUGAAAUUCAACUUAAAAAUCACAGGGCAUUAAAUCCUAUUUUAAAAUUUAUAACAAAAAUUUCAAUGAGAUUUUUCAGAUCAAAAAUUGAAAGUAUUAUAGAAAAACAUUUAAGAAAACUUGUUAACGAUGAAAUAAAAAAUAUAAAUAUCGGUGAAGUUUUAGCUCAGACUUACAUUUAGUUAAAUACUACUCAAAUCUUAAUAAAUUAUUAAAUAGAAUUAUUUUAGUCUCUCAUAAUAAAUGUUUCUUUUAUCUUAUUUCCAUAUUUUUCAUGCAAAUGUAA